Messenger RNA from Caenorhabditis auriculariae, 7283 nucleotides. NCBI's taxonomy places the organism in Eukaryota, Metazoa, Nematoda, Chromadorea, Rhabditida, Rhabditidae. The record is from the annotation of a GenBank genome assembly.
AUGAGUAGAACAGAGGAACUGGAGUUAGUGCUGGACCGGCAACCAAUAGAGUACCCAGCAUUAGUCAAAGAAGCUUUUUUUCGAGGUGUGUGAAAAUUUCUGAAACAUAUUUGGAAUCAUUUCAGUUAACCGAGAUGAUUUAACCCAUAACUCUGCAUCCUUGAACGACACGCACUGUUGGAUUCUUUCUAAAAAUAGCUUGUAUAUUUGGGAUCGCUCCAAGGUUUUUUUUAGAAAGCUAAAUGUUUAUUGAGACGUGAUUUGCAGCCAACAUCGGGGAGUAGAACUUCAAUUCAGCUUCCAUUACCUCCGUCUGGUCUACCGCAUUCGGUCAAAUGUGUAGUCAUUUAUCACUCGAGUGAGAUUAGAUUUCUUUGUCGACAAAUCUAUCGGAAAAUGUCAGAGUCUCGUCCCAAAUCGAAAAGCAUCGGAGUGGUGAUUGUGUCCCGGGAAGGUGUCGCGAGACAUUGGCCUUCGGUUCAUUCCCAGUCCUACGCCGAAUCCGUUUUCGAACUUGAGAGCGAAGUCGUGCUCACGGUUGAGCUGUUGGAUCCUCCUUCUGACGGUAAGGUUUCCAAGCUGGAUGGUUAAGAAAUCCUUCUACACUUCAGAGAAAUGUCCUUGAUUUUUAUCAUUGAUAAAUUAUUAAUUAAAGUGACAUGAAUGAGAUAAUUAACUUAGGGCAUUGUGAAUGAAAAUUUAAAAAAAUAAUUGUUUUGUUGAAAGCCUUGCUGGGAUGUUUGAAGGCGCUUGCAUGACCACAGUAAAAAAGUUCUUCGUCUCGUUUACUCUUUGAAAGUUUUAUAUUCUUCUUCCAGCGCCGCAACAAGAAUUUUUGAAUACAAUAUAUCUGUAUGAAUAGAACGUAUAACUGAAUAGAAGCUUCUGGUGUAUUCAGAGAAGUUUUCACAGCGCAUACUAGGAUUUCAGGCCGACCUGCCUCUUUCGCUUUAACCACCACUUCUGGUUCGAUCCACUUUUUGAGGGGAAGCGAUGACCCAUCGCAUCCUCAAGGUACACUUCUUGCUCACAAGGUAAGAUAUGUCAAGGAUUUCAAAUAACUUGAUUAUUAGGUGAUUGCUCGUAGUUCAACGGGGAUUCGACGUCGCUUAUCUUCUCUGAUCUUCGGAAGUGCUCCCGAAGGCGUCGGGUUAGUUUCAAGAGAGGCAGAGGAAAUACGAAAGUUUUCAGCUCUUCGACGACACGAAGCGUCCUUUUCUACAAUAAAAAGGAGUCGGUGAGUUACCAAUAGGGAAAGAAUGAGGGGAAUGACCGAUUCCAGUGCAACAUCGGUUUGGUAUCAGCGCGGUCGUUGAUCAUGUGCGACUUGAGAAACAACGACGCCCCACUGUGGUCCCUCAAGACGGACUCUUUCUUCCUUCCGGCAGUCAAAGAAGUCCUGGAGGUCUCGAGACAGUGAAACUUGCAAAAGAACUUGAAUAUUCAGAUGAAGCUGCGACAGGAGGUGAACGGUCUCCGUGUGAACCUCGUGGACGUCUCUUCUUUCCGCCAAGGAUACUUCGCUCUUCUCGCCGCUCAACACGAAGAUUCCAACGCCGUUUCUUUGUUUUUGGGUCAGUCCUUCAUCAAAAUCCGUCAGCUACAUGUACCGAGUAAAAAAAAAUCCGAAAACGGAUGGUUUUUACGAAAUUUGUUUAAGAGUGGCAUUGUUUUGAAUAUGCUGUAUUCUUGCCUUUUUUUCGAAGUCCGACCGGAAGUAGUUUUAUACCAUUUUUCUCGAGCAACGGAAAGAGGCAGAGAUCUUUUUGCAGCCUAUGUCGACGAGUUAACGGACGAAGCUCCGUUUGAACCGACCUGGGCCGCUCAAUUGCCGACCGCAAGUUUGAAGUCGCUGAUCGAUGUCUCAAAGUUUCCCAUCUUCAAAGAAAACCCAAUAUUUUUAGGUUGACUUCGACGAGGUGGGCAACAACCUCCAACUCGUCAUUCCCAGAAACACAGGAAAGAUGAACAAAAGCGAAAGAACGGACGGCAUAAUCGUAUUGCACACGUCUUUCGGUUUUUCGAAGGUCCUUCGGUUCCCAAAAAGGAAAUCUGUUUUCAGUUCAAGCGGUGUAUGUUCCGGAUGACUUGAAAAAAAGCGCCGAGCAAAAAAAAUAUGACCUGGUUUUGUGCAAAACGACAGCUUUGUUACCAAGAGAUCGUCUCGUGGGAGUCGGUACGAGGUUUCGGCUUUUUCACUUAUCAAGGAUAUUUUGUAGCUCAAAGUGCUCAACACUGCUACAUAAUGAUGCUGGACGGCGGCAUUUUCUCUGUGCGACUUCUCCCAAAGUUUGUUCUUUUUCAAGGGAACAUUAAUGCGAUGAAAAUACAGCAAAAAGUUUUAAAACUUAGUUCAUUUAGAAAAGAAAAAGAAUAAAACUGUAAUUCUUGCAAGUUCUCACCUCCAGUUUUACAUGAGGGAAAGUUGUUCUUUGAAGAAAACUUUUCGGUAUACCAAUAAUUUAUUUUCUCUGGAGACAUUUUGUUUCAGAGGAUUCGCCACGGACACGAUAGUUGACGACGACGAGGCGCUCAGCGAAAUGUUGACGGAAAUGGUGAAUGUGAACGUGAACGGCGGCCAUCCGGCCACGGAACGUCUUCUGAAGGCGUUCGUCCUUUUCGGCGAGAAGAGCAUGGUUCAAAUCGUUUUCUAAAUCUUUCAAAUCCAUUUUUAGGCGGAGUCGAGUGCUGAACUGCAACCGUUGAAGCAACGUGUCGAUAUGGAAUUCGCUGAGAACAUCUCGCAGUUCCUGAUCUCCAUCGUCGACUACAGCGGUAUGGAACACUUUGAGAAGAAAUGUCACAGAGUUUUCAUCGCAAAAAAGCCUCUCAAGAUGCUGCAAGGUUGCUCCAUGGUUAAUUUGUUCAAAAAAUGUUUUUCUAUUCCGUUUUCGAAGAGAGAACGCAAAAAAAAAAUGGAUAAUUAAAUUUAAAUCUGGCAGGCUCUACAGAAUAGUUAACAAGAAUAUUUUUUUUAAAUAUAUUUAUAUAGAAAACUUGUUUUCUAGACCCUUCAAAUUCAAUCGAAGCCGAAUUGAGAGCGAAAAAAGUGUUCGCCUACCGUAUGCUCCUUUUUUUGCGCCAUAUGGGUUUGUACGACAAGGUGAGAUAAUAUUCACAGGAUCGGUUAAAAAAAAGGAAAGCAAUUUGCCUUUAUUUAGUUUUGAUAGAGUUUGCGGUUAGUUUUGGAACUUGAAAAGGUGAUUAGUCGAAUCAUAGUUUUUAGGACGAUAUCCAAACUUUGAUUUUUGAGGUAGCCAACGCUCGCGUGAAUGUACCGAACAGCGAGGGACGUCGAACCGGCCUGAGCAUGUUGGCCGAGGUUCCCAGACGUCUCAGACGAUCUCAUAGCCCUUCUCUCAGAUGAACGAAAGAAUCGGGGUCGCCUUGGCUCUGCGCGAUUUCCAGCAGCUGAGCUCCAACAACAGAGAGGCGCUGAUUGCGGUGGCGCGAUACGCUGAGAAGUCGGCCGGAGAACUCGCAGUUGGAGUUCUGGACGCCGAGUCGAUGCUUUUCGGAAAGGUAGGGUAAAGGGAGGUGGAAGAGGAGAUAGAGAAGUCUCAGCUGACCCUGAUCCACUUCGUGCCGGCGGCCAUUGUCGACACUUUGCGGGCGGGUCUCAACAAACGAGUCGUUUCUGCGGGAGCCCGACAGGAGAUGCUUCACGUCGCCGCCGACGCGAUGGUCGCCUUCAUCGAAGGCGUCGAGAUAACUCGCAGGUCCAUUUCAUGGGAUACAACCCUGCAUUUCUUCACAUACGAAAAAGUUCUUGUGGAUUUUUUUUUUGGAGUCCAUUUUCAUUCAUCGAAACCUCAGAAAAAUCAAAUAGCUUGCUUACAUUUUUUCCUAAGAAUUAUGUUUUUCGUGAAUGCACAGUCUAUGUUUCCUUUAUCGUCAAAAUUUGAAAAAUCUUUAUUUUUUGUCAAAAAAACGUAACCAAUGAAAUAACUAUCCAAAAAAUGUUUUCAGCUCCCCAGGAGCUGUUCAAUUGGAUGGCACGACCAAUUUGUGGACGUGUGGAUCUGUUGCCAUCGCGUUUGAGACUAUGGUUCUUUCCACCGAAUCAUUAUUUUUGAAAGAAAAAAUCUUAGGCGAAAAUUCUGAUCGACGAAAUCAAUGCGAUCGAAGUUUCCAGUUCUGAACGAGCUCGACUCACCGCGUAUAUUGUCAGGUAAAAACUCAGUUAGAAGAAGCAUUUGUCUGAAAUCCAUAAAUAUAUUCAAUUUCUCUCCAAUUUAUUUAUAUAAAAAGCAAAGUUUUCGAGUUUUUUUUUCUUUGAAUUUUUGUAGGAUACUAAAUGUUUGCUUUCUAGAAAAGAGUAAACGGCAGUAAGAGCACAUUUUCUCUCAGAUUGUUUUCCUUCCAUCUGAGCGAAACGGGAGAACAGCCAGAAGGUCAUCCGCUUCUUCGAAAACUCUUCGAACAAGGCGAAAGUGCGGCCGCCGUUCUCUUGGCAGAACGCUUCAAGGUGUGCCAAUAACAUUUUUCGUCGCUGAAAGUCGUCAAGAGUUCAGGACUUCAAAACCUUGAUCAAAAUCUGCUUGCUUCUUGGGGAAGAAGAACGUCAAGUUCAGUUCGAAGCGUACAAAAAGCGAUACGUCGAGGACGACUUCGAGAUGUACCUUUGCAAGUAUUUCAAAGAGAAAGGUUAUUUUAGAAGUUUUCAUUAUCUUAUCGGGGUGAUGACAUUCAUCGAUGAUAUUUUUCCUCGUUAUAAUAUUUUUCGAUUCAUCCACGUAAAUUCUGAAAACGAUUCAUUCCUUUUUUUUCGAGAAAUUGAAUAUGAAUAGAAAUGAUGUCCGUGGAGCGAAAAAAAAAAUCUCGGCCUAUUUUUUGGUGUUAUUGAGUGGACGUUUUUUCCAAUGUUUUCAGGUCUAAACGAACUUCUACUAACACAGCGCGGCCAGCGAGUCGACGAGUACUUGAACAAUUUCAAAGAGCUCCGAUAUUCUCGUGAAAUCGCUAACAAACAAUACGAAAAAGUGCUUUUAAUCCCAUGUCUUCAUUUAUUUUCCUGUUUCAGGCGGCUCGAACAUUGGCGAAUUUGGCGGCUUCAGAAAAAAAUAACUUUGAUAAGUUUGCCAUGUAUUUGUCGCAGGUAAUUGAGGUUUAUAUCGACGUCGAGAGUCAAGUUUUUGAGGCGAAAAACUGUGCGUCGGCUUGUGAAGACGCGGCAGACGAUAUCUUGGAGUUUUAUCAGAGAAGGGCUCCGGAAGUGAAGGGCCGACGAGCGAUUCCGGCCGAGGUGAUCGAGGCAAGUCUGUUUCGGCCUUGAGCACGGCUGAGUUGGAAGUGUUGAGGAAAUAGAGACUUUCGAAAAGUUCGCAUAACAAAUGGCAGGAAUGUUUAUUCAUAAGUUUGAGAAACCCGCGCUUUUUUUUGUUAUUUCUCUUUUUUUUUUAAGAUUGUGCAGAUUCUCUAUUAUUCUUGAUGUGAAAUGUCUGUCUGCGCUCUCCACCAACUGAACACUGUCUCUUUUCUUAUCGUGUCAGGACCUUGAUUCGUUCGAUGACUUGAGCCGGGCGUGAAUAAACUAGGAAGUUUUUGGGACCUCGGUCACGCAAAUCUGAACGUUUCUGAGCACUUCUAGUGAUCACUUAAGGGUACUGAAGCCACUAAAGGUAUCACUCACUAGAAACGCGAGAAAGAACGGCCGGGCGGAAAGUUGAAAGUAGCCAAUUUUGGAAAAAUUGGAUGAUUCUGACGGCGGCGGUAUAAGUGUUUUAGGUAUCCUUAUUUCUCUGCAAAAUGAGUAUGAACAAACAGAUAAAUCAGUAACUCUUUGAUAAAAACUUUCCUGAUCAGCAUCAGUGGUAAGAUCAAGUUAAAAACAAAAACGAGAAUAUUGUUGGAAGAAAGUUUUUUGAUCUUUUGUUUUCAAUGACUUGAGGCUUACGCAUGUAAUCGAUCUGAGCAAGUGGGCUUCAAAAAUGCAAAAGUAACAAAUUUCAAUCUAUCAAGAAAAAAAAAGCCAUCGUGCGACUCCAAUUGAUGUUGCUUUGAAUUAUAAUCGAAAUACAAAAAGUCUGGGAUUGAAAUCAGCGCAAAUGUUCAAAUUUCGGUCUUCAAAUCAAAAGUAACAAUAUAAUUCUAGACUGUAUAUCCGGGUAAUCCAAAUGUGAUGCUUACGAUAGACCAGCUCAUCGAGAUCAACAUGAUUCCUCAAAGUACCGACGAAGAAAGUACUUUAAGCGGGUAUUUGAGGUUCAGAUAACAGAGUAUCCUGAAAAGUACAAUCGAAGUUUCCUUCAGAGCACUGAACUUGGUUUCUGAUUUGUUGCAAGUCGAGAAGUCUUCAGAAGUCAAACGGCUUCUGAUGAAAGUCUGGAGCAACGUUUUGGACUGUGAUGAGUGGGCUCGGGUUUGAAAUCGUCAGAAAGAAGGCGUUCAGUGCGAAUUUCAGUGUAAAUCGAGCCACGAUGUCAGUACAACAGUUCUCGGAAAGCUUCUGGCCGCGUUGGUCGAGCGGAGAAUGGCCCUACGUAAGCGGCCGCCGGAGUUUUCGCCUUCUAAUACUUUAUUUUCAGCCGGUUCCGCUUUUCCAUCUUGGGAAUACGCCAAACGGCUCGAAAUCCUCCCAAAUUUGGACGAUCUUCUGAGUGAAACGGCAAAAGUAUGUUCAUGUUUAUACCUCAAACUUCAGAAAAUAUUCCAUCAAGGUAUUUACAAACCUUAUGAAGUAGUGUUAAAUUUAGGAGUAAAGUUUUGGUUUUGAUAUAUCUCAAAAUGGUUAGGAUUGUACAUGUCGAAUAGAAGAGAAGGCUCGAUUUUCUUAUAAAAAAACCUAAAUAAUUAUCUGGGAUGGGUUCAAUUAAUCAACUCUUUUCAAAAGAAGCCAUUUUUGACAGUUUUUUUUUCACUUUCUGCUAUCAUUCCACCUAUCCAGUUCAUUUUUUCAGUUCAUUUUUUUGUACGAAGAGCAAAACUUUAAAAAAAAUGAUCAAAAAUCAUUUUCCCGAUCUCUUACGAGAGCGAGAAUGUGUUAACAAUGUUAUGCUUCCGAUAUUUUCUUCAAGGCUUUCAUGUAAUGCACUUCAAGUUAUACAUAUUAUAUACGAACUUGCAUUCAGAAUUUCGCGGACGCUCGCAAAGCGGCGGCAUGGGUUCGAUCGGCGUUUGCCGCAGCAAGAACGCAGCUGCAGGACCUCGCGAAACGUCCCAAAGCUUCUUUUUACGAGUUGGACGCUGAGAACUCAGGCCCGAUAGCCAUGGCGGCCUUCGCCAAAAUCGGGCCGGCCCUCUCCGCCCGCCGUCGGCAUCCCCCGCCUGUCGAGUCUAUCUAA